Molecule: messenger RNA, 3821 nt
Organism: Saccostrea cuccullata (small rock oyster)
Lineage: Eukaryota; Metazoa; Mollusca; Bivalvia; Ostreida; Ostreidae
Product: dolichyl-diphosphooligosaccharide--protein glycosyltransferase subunit STT3B-like
Exons: 17
Coding region: 24-2345 (773 amino acids)
Biological process (GO): post-translational protein modification
Cellular component (GO): membrane
Molecular function (GO): dolichyl-diphosphooligosaccharide-protein glycotransferase activity
Source: RefSeq, a predicted model, not a curated record
GUGGCGGAAGCUAGUAUACUGUCAUGGCGGACGCCGGUGUGAAAAGCGACAUACGCUCGAAUAUGUGGCGACCGGGAGCUCUGCAAAGUCUACUUACAUUCUUUAUUUUAUCUCUAGCUUGGCUUGUUGGAUUUAGCUCUCGAUUAUUUGCUGUCAUUCGAUUUGAAAGCAUCAUUCACGAGUUUGAUCCAUGGUUUAAUUACAGAGCCACUCAUUAUAUGGUGCAGCAUGGUUUCUACAACUUUUUGAAUUGGUUCGAUGAUACAGCAUGGUAUCCUCUGGGAAGAAUCGUGGGGGGAACGGUGUAUCCUGGAUUGAUGGUAACCUCUGGUACAAUCCAUUGGGUCCUCCAUAUGCUACAUAUUCCAGUGCAUAUACGAGAUAUAUGUGUUUUUUUAGCACCAAUAUUUAGUGGAAUGACAGCUAUUGCUGUCUAUUUCUUCACAAAAGAAAUAUGGAGUGCCGGGGCAGGCUUGUUCGCUGCCUGUUUUAUUGCCAUUGUACCCGGCUACAUUAGCAGAUCGGUGGCAGGCAGCUAUGACAAUGAAGGAAUAGCUAUUUUUGCUCUUAUGUUCACAUACUAUUUAUGGAUAAAAGCAGUUAAAACAGGGUCCAUGAAUUGGGCCAUUUUUACAGCUUUAUCAUAUUUUUAUAUGGUGUCUGCGUGGGGAGGUUAUGUUUUCAUCAUUAACUUAAUUCCAUUACAUGUGUUUGUUCUUUUGUUAAUGGGAAGAUAUUCUAGGCGUAUUUACGUAGCAUAUUCAACAUUUUUCAUUGUGGGUUUAAUAUUAUCAAUGCAAAUUCCAUUUGUCGGGUUUCAGCCAAUCAAAACCAGUGAACAUAUGGCCUCUGCUGGUGUAUUUGGUUUAAUAAAUGCCUAUGCUGUUAUAAAGUAUGUGCAUUCCUUCAUGACCAAAGCUGAGUUUAAGGUUUUCUUCUUCUGUGCUGUGGCUGGAGCAGCAGGAGUUAUCUUCCUUAGUGUUGUUGGCCUGACAUGGGCUGGAAUUAUCCACCCCUGGAGUGGUCGUUUCUAUUCCCUGUGGGACACAGGAUACGCUAAAAUCCACAUUCCUAUCAUUGCCUCGGUGUCGGAGCAUCAGCCCACUACCUGGGUCUCCUUCUUCUUUGACCUUCACAUCCUGGUGUGCGCAUUCCCGGCCGGUGUGUGGUACUGUGUGAAACACAUCAAUGAUGAAAGAGUGUUUGUGAUUCUGUAUGCCAUAUUUGCCAGUUACUUUGCGGGUGUGAUGGUGCGUCUCAUGUUAACUCUAACACCAGUUGUAUGUGUUCUGGCUGCCAUAGCCUUCUCCAAGACAUUUGAAAUCUAUCUCAAAGAUGAGACGCCUAAAUCCAGUAGUAAAGAAAGCAAAGAAGAACCAGCCGAGAGCAAAAAUGACAGGCUUUAUGACAAGGUUGGUAAGACCAAGAAGACAAAAGAGGAGAAACCAAAGGACCAGGAUGCCAUGGGGAUGAACAUAAAGACAAUCGUGAUCAUUGCCCUGCUGAUGAUUCUGAUGCUGUUCGCUGUUCACUGUACCUGGGUGACCAGCAGUGCAUACUCCAGUCCCAGUAUCGUGCUGGCUUCUUACAAUCACGACGGGAGUAGGACAAUCUUGGAUGACUUCCGUGAAGCGUAUUAUUGGUUGAGACAGAAUACGGAUGAGAAGGCACGGAUCAUGUCGUGGUGGGAUUAUGGGUACCAGAUAGCGGGAAUGGGGAACAGAACAACGCUUGUAGACAACAAUACGUGGAAUAACAGUCACAUAGCUUUGGUAGGUAAAGCUAUGUCUUCUAAUGAGACAGCGGCCUAUGAAAUCAUGCGUCAGCUGGAUGUGAAUUACGUACUUGUCAUAUUUGGGGGCGUAAUUGGAUACUCAGGUGACGACAUCAAUAAAUUCUUGUGGAUGGUCAGAAUUGCAGAGGGGGAGCAUCCAAAAGACAUCAAGGAAUCGGACUACUUCACCCCCCAGGGUGAGUUCCGGGUGGACUCGGCUGGUUCCCAGACAUUACUCAACUGUCUGAUGUACAAACUGUCAUAUUACAGAUUCGGGGAAUUACAGCUGGAUUUCCGCAGUCCGGCCGGCUAUGACAGGACAAGAGGAGUAGAGAUAGGUAACAAGAAUUUUAAACUGACUCACCUGGAGGAGGCGUACACAUCAGAACACUGGUUGGUGCGAAUCUACAAAGUCAAAGACCUAGAAAACAGAGAGAAAGUGACAAAACCAUCCAUACCAGCUCAAAAGUGGAAGAAGAAGACAUCAAAAAAGACAUCAAGGAGAAAAACUGGCAGCAUUAAAAAUCAGCCAAAAAUAGUGAAAGGAAAGAGAAGAUCGGGGAAGAAGUAAAGCAAAGACCCAGGCUUAGCAAGAGUUGUCUUUCCUGAUCCAUGUUAGCUUUUUGUGUAGGGACCAGUGUGCAUGGAAAUGUCUGAAGUUUUUUUUUAAGUUGUGAGAAAAUGUUUCAUUAAAUGUAUGAAUUGUUCAUGAAUGAAUAGAUUAAUUAUUGUAAAAAAAAAAGAUAACACAAAUGAAUCAAGCAGUUCCUUACCUGAUUGUAAAUAAGUUCUUACAGUUUUAUAAUGAGGUAUGACAGUGUGAGUAUUGUGUUUAUUUCCAGUUAGUCCCCUGUGUUGUUGUUUUCUGUUGAGGGAGAGUAGAGUGUUAGACUCUGUGUUGUAUAUUAAUGUUUCAGUUAUAGACUGAAAGUGCUAUUUAUUUUUAAUCAGGCUUAUCUAUAAGUACACCAUUAUCUGUCCAACAUUUUGCUUAAUCUUUCCGGUAUGUAGUACUUCGUUUGUUACACCUCACCACCCUGCGCAAUUUUGUAUACUCUUUUUUUUUUCUAUUAACCUACCUGUACUUAAUGCAUUUAUAUCAUGCAUUGUCCAUACUUUACAUGAAUAGAUGCUACAUGUGUGACAGUGAGCUUGGUAGAAAAGUGCUCAUUUAGUCUCACUUCAUUUGCUCAGCAGUAUGGAUCAGUGAUGGACUAGUUCGUAGAGUGUUAAUGUACAAGACAGACUGACAUAUAAAUGAAAUCAAGAAUAUGGAGGAUAAAUGAGUCAUGUCAGCAUGUUCACGAAAACAUAAAAUAUACAUCACAGUUUUUAAUUGUUUUGACCACUUUUAGGUCAUACUGUCCAUUUAGUAGCAUAUUUCAUUUUGAAAACAAAAGAAAAGAUAUAUAUAUUUUCUUGCUUAGGUUGAAAAUAAACAAGGAAUGUAUAACAUUUAUCAAUUUUUUUAAUAAAAUUUAUAUGUAGCAUUGUUUCAAAUUUUCAGGGUUAUCAUACUGGUACCUUUGGUUUAAAUUUGAUUCUUUCAUCAGAAGCUGAUAGGACAUUCAAAUAGAAAAAUAAAAUGUGUUCAUUGCUAAGUUAAAAUGUCAUUCAUGGUUUUCUAAAUCAAGAUCACAAGUUUUCUCUCACAACAAUUGGCCAUAUCUAGUCAUUUCAUUGUAGUGAGAUCAAUGGACGUCGUACUCACGUUGAACUUCGGUAAAUAUACACAUAUAGGAAUACAUUUUACUGAAAAACUUGCCUCCAGAGAGCUGUAAAUAUUUCUGACCUUCAGCAAUGAAGGGACUUUUGUUGUUUUUACUUUGUAUUAUUUUCCUGGUUCUAAUAUAAAGGGGUGUAUGCCGUACGCAGUCGGUUCCUGGUAUGGAGUGUGUAAUAAGAAUCAAAAUGUUGUGUUAGAGUUUUGUUGUUUUGUCUGUUCAGUAGAUGCCAUCUCUGUUUUAACGAGUCUUAUUAAUGUGCAAAUUAAGCCAUAUGAAAGAAUUUAUUUAAAAUGAUUCAUUAAAUCUCUUGAAAUAUUUUA